Molecule: messenger RNA, 411 nt
Organism: Acanthoscelides obtectus
Lineage: Eukaryota; Metazoa; Arthropoda; Insecta; Coleoptera; Chrysomelidae
Source: the annotation of a GenBank genome assembly
GAACGUCUAAAAUGAAGUUUUAUGACUGAUUUAUUGCUGUGUAAUUUUUUUAUUACACGCAAUUAGAAUAUGGAUCCCGUAGUUCCCCCAUGGACUUGUCCACCUUAUGGUUUCUAUAUUUCUAAGCUAUUGCCGUUAUUGCUAGACGUUGAGGAAGAUCCAGAAAAUAUAUUGGUUUGUCCUUCGAAACUGAAUUAUGAGCUGCAACUAAGCACAGAAGACCGUCUACAGAGACUUUGUAAUCCAACAAGAAAAUAUCGUGUGACAACAGAGACCAAUACGUUUAGCCGAACCCCCGACAUAGUAGUUUUCCAGAAUUUCAGUAGUAACACAGUUUAUACCACGAUAUUGUCUCUACAAAAUACUCAUAAGGUAUUUAAAAAUACACUCAAUAGUCCUAAGAAAAAUUAG